AUGAAGUGGCUUUCCUCUAAAUUUCGAGAUGCGGACCGAAAUCGCCCCCAAAAACCAUCAUCCGGACUUCCCGAGCCGAUACCCGAUCAGUUUCCAUCAGGCAUCAAAUUGCUCCACAGCCCGGAUGGUGAUGUUCUGGUUGACAUUGUCUUCUUUGACGUCGAGCUGAAUAAGUACAACGAGACGCCCGAGAACUUGAGCACACUGCUUUCACAGGCCAAACCAACGAUUGAGGCAUGCAAGAUAGCGUCUGAGGAGUUCCUUGCUUGGUUGAGAAAGGCCACACGGCAUUCGGAUGCGAGUCACAUCAGCUGGCGGGACCGUAUCGGUCUUCUGUAUGAAGACAAAACCAUCAACGCAUUCAAGUCUCGCUUACAGAGCUAUGAGUCUACAAUUAAUCUCGCUCUUUGUUUUACAUCCCUUAAUCUGAUGAGCCAGAACGCCGGAGACCUCCGGGGCAUCGGAGACACUGCCACGAAGACUCUAGAAACAGUAACGAGUCAGAUACAGGGACUUUCCAUCGGGAUGCAGGCUGUGAUUGAAUUCGGAGCGGAGAAGAACGAGCUGAUGAGCGCACUGGAAGAACAAACCAAGAUGCUCACGCAGUGCGCGCGUGUUUGCAUGCCUGUUCUCGAGGCAGCCGCGAAGACUGAAGGCAACACGUUGAGAUACGCGGUUGCUCUGGAUGAGGCUCGGCAGCUUGUUGGUGUCAUCGGUGAUGUCAAAGCUGGAGGAGCUACUGUGGCAAUCGAUCAGUUGAUUGCGAAGGACAAGGCCAGGCAGAUGGGAGGCACGAUCUCUGGGGAUGUUGCACUUGCGUUCAUGAAAUAG
Molecule: messenger RNA, 831 nt
Organism: Colletotrichum aenigma
Lineage: Eukaryota; Fungi; Ascomycota; Sordariomycetes; Glomerellales; Glomerellaceae
Exons: 4
Coding region: 1-831 (276 amino acids)
Source: RefSeq, a predicted model, not a curated record